Helobdella robusta is the source of this 1995-nucleotide messenger RNA. RefSeq lists its product as hypothetical. Bases 1 to 1995 code for a protein of 664 amino acids. The transcript is spliced from 5 exons. The record is from RefSeq and is a predicted model, not a curated record. Lineage: Eukaryota; Metazoa; Annelida; Clitellata; Rhynchobdellida; Glossiphoniidae.
AUGCACAGCAAACAGCUCGGGUUGACAGAGGCCAUGCGAGUAGAGAAAUAUUUUGAGAGGCCAUAUGUCAAGGUAAAAAUUCAACCCGGUCCAGUGUGCGAGGCUCUGGUCGACAGCGGUGCUGAGGUAUGUGGGAUUUCACAGAAGUUAUGCCAGGAGUUGAAUCUACCCAGUUUGGGAACUGAAAGGAUCAAGGGAUGGAAUGGACAGGUGGCUGAGGUGGAUGCCACAUGGGUAACGUUGACUCAGGGGGACAAGGCUGCUACCCCUGGCGUCCGGGUGUGGUGUGCCGUGGUGCCAAAUGCUAGUGAACCACUAAUUAUUAAUCCAGGAGUGGUAGAACAGUUAAAGUUGGUAACGCCUUAUGUAGUACCUGCUGCAGGGGUAUUAUCUGCCAGUGGUUCAUUGGUCAAUUUAGGGACCUUUUACAAUGUUGACGCCCCCCAUGGGCAGUGUCAAGAGAGAUACAAUAAAAUUCAGAACCGUGACGUUGAUGACGAGAAAGAUGAUGAAGUUUGUGAAUUUAAUAAUUGUAAAAUAGAUGGCAGCGCAAUUACAAAUAAAAUUCAGAAUCGUGACGUUGAUGACGAGAAAGAUGAUGAAGUUUGUGAAUUUAAUAAUUGUAAAUUAGAUGGCAGUGUAAUUACAAAUAAAAUUCAGAACCGUGACGUUGAUGACGAGAAAGAUGAUGAAGUUUGUGAAGUUAAUAAUUGUAAAAUAGAUGGCAGCAUAAUUACAAAUAAAAUUCAGAACCGUGACGUUGAUGACGAGAAAGAUGAUGAAGUUUGUGAAUUUAAUAAUUGUAAAUUAGAUGGCAGUGUAAUUACAAAUAAAAUUCAGAAUCGUGACGUUGAUGACGAGAAAGAUGAUGAAGUUUGUGAAUUUAAUAAUUGUAAAAUAGAUGACAGUGUAGUUGUAGAUGGAGUUCCUAAUCGAGAUGUUGAUGAGGAGAAAGACGAUGAAGGUAGUGAAAAGAGUUGCAAGGUUAUGAUCAAGGAUAUAGGUAGAGCUGAUAUUAGUCAGGAGAAGAAGGAUUCCGCAGUGAAUAAAAUUAAUAAAUAUAAAUUUGAACUUGGUGAAGUUGGUAGUUCCGGUAUUGGGCUUGUGGACAGAUCAAAUGUUGUCGGUCGGGAUGUAAACUAUGUUGUGAGAGUGGCUGAAAUGACAAUCGACGGGCGUCGUGAUAACAACCACCACAACUACAGCAGCUGCAACAACCAGUUAUUUCAACAGCUCCAACUCAAUAGUGUCGUGGUUUCAGUUAUUUCAACAACUCCAACUCAGCAGCGUCAGGGUAACAACCACCUCAGCUACAACAACUCUUAUCCAGCAACCAGCUGCGGCAACCAGUUAUUUCAACAACAGCUCCAACACAAUAGUGUCGUGGUUUCAGCUAUUUCAACAACUACUCCAACCCAGCAGUGUCAGGGUAACGACCACCUCAGCUACAACAACUCUUAUCCAGCAACAUCGUGGCCUAACUCUAUUGCCAAUUUUUUGCAGCAAUGUUUUGAUAAAUUCUAUAAAAUCAUUAAUUCAACUUACAGUUGGUACUAUCCAGCAUCAAACAUCACGCUUAGAUCAUCAGACCCUUCAUUUAUCAGCCCAUUCAUCAAAUUUCUACUUCGCCAAAAAAAUAAACUCAUGAGAUUAGGAUUCACCGUCAAAGCCGCAGCGAUCACCAAAUACAUCAGUAAACUUAUUAUCAACUUCAACUCGAAAACUUUCACUAAUAGCCUUCAAACAUUUCACGCACUCAAAAAACUCCGUUCACAUGGUCUCAGAGGCGUCAAAUUAUUCGACAUCACCGAAUCACUCAUCAUCUCACGCAUCAAAUAUGCAGCUCCCUCCUGGUCUGGUUUUGCCACGCAACAACAACUUCAGCAGCUACAAUCUCUCAUCAAAAAACUAAUUCGCUUCAACUACUUACUGCAUCAUAUCCUACCGUCACUCAGAUAUUCAACACACUCGAUUCAAGGCUGUUCAAGAAAAUAG